Molecule: messenger RNA, 892 nt
Organism: Didymodactylos carnosus
Lineage: Eukaryota; Metazoa; Rotifera; Eurotatoria; Philodinida; Philodinidae
Source: the annotation of a GenBank genome assembly
CAAAUCACCACAUCCAAAUGGGCAGAUGAAUGUUGUUUAUCGUAAUAGUCCGACUCGCUCGGGAAAAUCUGGUUCUUUGAGAAGUCGACCACCGACAACCGAUUUGCAUAGUAGUGACAUUAAACAAGACUCUGACAGUGAACGUAACAAUGCGUCGCGCAAUCGAGUCGAAAUAACUCAGGAUUCAGCACCGUUCAAGGCUGAUAAUCGUAGUCCAGUUGAUGGAAACAAAUCACCAGCGUUCGAUCGGCAAGAAAACAUCACGGAUCGUCAAAGUGCAGUUCGAUUGGAAAUAACUGAUUCUUUCACCGAUCAGUCGCCUUCAACUGAGUUACAUAAUGCAGAUGUUAAACAAGACUAUGAUACUGGACACCAUGAUAACGAUACCUCGAGCGAAAUAAGUGGCAGACCCCAAGAUCCAGUUUCGGACUGGGGUGAUGAUCCAUCGAAUGACAUGAUUGAUAGAUCCCGGGAUCCAGUAUCGGACAAAGCUGACGAUGCGUCGAGUGACAUGAUUGAUAGACCCCACGAUCCAGUUUCGACCUGGGAUGAGGAUCCGUCGGGCGACCUGAUUGACAGAGCUCAAGAUUUAGUAUCGGAUAAAGUUGACUAUGCCUCGAGUGACAUGAUUGAUAGACCCCAAGAUUCAGUAUCGGACAAAGCUGACGAUGCCUCGAGUGACAUGGGUGAUAGAGCUCACGAUCCAGCAUCGGACAGGGCUGAUGAUGCAGCCUGUCCUGAUAAAAAGAGUGGACUUCCUAAAGUAGAAGGCGGUGUAGCUGUUGAAAAGGGCAUAGAAACGCACUUAUCGAUGUUUAAUUUUACUAGCAUUUUGUCACACCAGUCAGACAUGACACCGCAUCCAGGUCAUUUUGAGCAUUUACCAAAUUAG